AUGUCAUCAUCCGAUGAAGUGGUUCGAGUUGUCGCUUGCGUGAUUCGACGCAGCACUUCAAUCGAUCUGGGACUUACCUUUCGACACGAUGUGGUGAAUGGGUGUUUGGUGAUUGAGAGUAUUUCCGGCAAUGGCCUCUUUGCAAACACUGGACUCAAACUAGAUCAGCAAUUGGUCAAAUUCAAUGGUCAUCGCUGCUUCCGCAUCUCCAAAAGUAAAUUGGAAAAGACUGAAGUCUUGCUGAAACAAGCCAAAGGAAUUGUUACCAUUGAAGUGCAAACGCCCAACUUGGUCAUCCCCGCAAAUGCUCGAGAGAUUACCGAACAUCAAGUCUUUACCAUUCAAAAGGCAACGAGAUCAUUUCAAUUGGGACUUGGAUUGGAAAAAGUACAGACACCCAAAGAUAGUCUUCGAAUUGUCAAGGUGUCUCCCACCUUUCAAAAGGUUCUGGGACUGGGUCAGGGCUUGCAAUUGGUUAGUGUCAAUGGAUCUCCCUGUAAUGUCGAUGAUAUUGAGAGUGUUCAUGAACAAAUGAGAGUAGCAUACCCUUUGUUGUCUUUGGGGUGUAUUGCCACUGCCAUUAAUCCAAACUUUUCGGAGGAUGGCGAACCCAAAGCGGCUGCUGGUGCUGACAAGGAGGAAGAAACCAACGAGAGCUUAAGAGUGAUCGCCUGUGUCCUUCGUGCCAAUGUGGAAAUGGAUCUUGGAAUUACCUUUCGUCGGGGAGUCGAAGAUGGUCAUUUGGAAAUCAAUUCCGUCUCCAAAAAUGGAUUUUUUGGUCAAACCGCCCUGAAACCAGGUCUCAGAGUGCUCCGCAUCAAUGGACAUCGCAUCAGCAAAAAACGCAUGAAUCAAGCAGUGGGAUUGCUCCAACAGGCACGUGGUUUGGUCACAGUGGAAGCCUACAAACCAACCAGCGCACCUGUUUCGGGCAAUACAAUUACAGAACGUCAGGUCUUUUGCAUUCAAAAGGCCACCAAGGCCUUUCAAAUCAAUUUGGGCUUGGAGCGGAUUCAGACUCCUGAUGAUACCGUGAGAAUAACAGAAGUCUCGCCAACCUUUCAAAAGGUUUUGGGAUUGCAUCAAGGUUUGCAAGUAACCAAAGUCAAUGGCGAAAAGUGCAAUGCACUCGACAUUGACAGUGUCAAGAAACAAAUCGACGAUGCCUUUCCCAUGCUGGUUCUGGAUUGUACUGCUGCUAUCGUAAUUGAAAAGAAGCCAGAAGAAGAUGAAGAUGAGGACGAAGAGGACGAGGAAAAUGUUCGUGUCGUGGCUUGUAUGGUUCGUCCGCCCAAUGCGGCACUGGGAGUUACCUUUCAUCCCGAUACCGAAAAGGGUUGCUUGGCCAUUGAUUCUGUUGACAAGGGUGGGCUCUUUGCAGGUACUGGGCUUAAGAAGGGGCAAUUUAUUGUGCGAAUAAAUGGAAAGCGGGUCAGUCUAAAGAACUUGGAUCAAGCAACUGGACUGUUGGAAAAGAUUACUGGUCGUGUCACAUUGGAGGCCAUUUCCGUCAAGGACCCCGAAGCUUCUUCCGAACGUCGUUUCUUGUCAAUUCAAAAGGCCUCCAAAACCAUGCAAAUUGAUAUCAAUAUGGGAGCCAUUCAACUGCCCGAAGAAUCAGAGCCAUCUCUGCGCGUUUUGGAGGUGCCUGCCACUUUUCAAAAGCUUCUUGGUUUGUUGCCGGGUCUCAAGCUUUUGAAGAUUAAUGGUACAAGAUGCAACAUGAACGAUAUUCCAAGUGUUCACACGCAAAUGGAUCAAGCCUUCCCCCUCAUGACACUUGAAUGUAUUGCCACCUUUCUUCGGAAGAAGGAUGAUGAGUCGGUUGGUAUCAAGGAGAUUAAGAUCUCCAACGAAGAAACCAAGAGUGGUGAUAUUGCUCGAGUUGUGGCCUGUAUUAUGCGGCCGGAUCCUUCUACCGACCUUGGCCUUACUUUUAGAAAGGAUAUCGAGAAUGGUGGUUUGAUCAUUGAGUCGGUUGCCGCGGAUGGUAUCUUUGCUGGCACUGGAUUGGAAGCAAACCAACGACUUACCAAGAUCAAUGGUAAACCUACUCCCAAGAGAAAGUUGGAUUCGGCACUGGAGUCACUACAAAAAGCCAAGGGCCGCAUUACUCUCGAGUCGGCUUCGAUGACCACAGAUCCGAAUUCGACUUCCGAAUGUCAAGUGUUUAGUAUUCAAAAGCCACACCAGAAGUUCCAGCUUGGUUUGGGAUUGUCUUCCAACAAGACAGAUGAAGGGGCAAUGCUCAAGAUUUCAAAGGCUUCGGCGACGCUUGAGCGUGUUCUUGGUUUGAAGCAAGGGCUGCAAUUGGAAAAGAUCAACGGCGUAUCGUGCAAUGCCAAUGAUAUUCAGGCUGUUCAAAAGCAAAUGGACGAAGCCUUCCCAAUUCUCUCACUGCAAUGUAUAGCAUCGAUUGAGAAGGUCAACAUGACACUCAAACGUGUUGAUAGUGACUUGACAGCUGGAUCGUCGGUCCCCACGACUCCGAGCACCGACGCAGAAGAGGAUGCUCGAUACGCCGCAGAAGCAAAGGCCGAGGAGGAAGCCAGAAUCAAGGCUGACGAAGAAUUGAAGCAACGGGCUGAAGAAGAAGCCCGUCUGGCGGCAGAGCUCCGAGCUCGCGAAGAAGAAGAAGAACGCCUCAAGGCUGAGGAGGAGGCCCGUCUCAAGGCAGAACAGGAAGCAAAGGCUAAGGCAGAAGAGGAGGCCCGAAUCGCAGCGGAACAAGCCGAGGCAGCGCGCCGCAAGGCAGAAGAAGAUGCGAGGUUGGCAGCCGAGGCUGAAGCUGAAGCCGAAUCGGCCCGUCUCCAGGCUGAGGAGGAGGUCAAGGCCAAGGCAGAAGAGGAAGUUCGAUUGAAGGCUGAAGCUGAAGCACAAGCCAAAGAAGAGGAGGAAGCCAAACUCAAGGCCGAAGAAGAUGCUCGCAAGGCGGCAGAAGAAUCCGAAGCUGCAAAGCUUAAGGCAGAAGAGCAGGCGCGAAAGAAGGCAGAAGCUGAGGCAGCACGCAUGAAAGCUGAAGAGGAGGCCAAAGCUCAAGCGGAGGCAGAAGCCAAGGCCAAGGCAGAAGCUGAAGCGAAAGCCAAAGCCGAAGAAGAGGCCAGGAAAAAGGCGGAAGAAGAAUUCAGAAAGCGGCAAGAAGAGGAAGCAAGACUCAAGGCCGAAGCAGAAGCCAAGGCUAAGGCAGCUGAGGAGGCAAGAAUCAAGGCAGAAGAAGAUGCCAGACUCAAGGCCGAAGAAGAAUUCCGUCUCAGGGCCGAAGAGGCGGCGCGACGCCGGGAAGCACAAGAGGCUAAGGAGAAGGCACAGGAGGAAGCUCGUCUGAAGGCUUACCAAGAGUCCAGAAUGCGUGCCGAAGAAGAAGCUCUUCUUUGGGAAGAAGCCACCAAGCAAGCCGACGAAGAGGCCAAGAAAGCCAAGGAGGAGGAAGAAAAGCGGAAAGAAGCAAAAGAGAAACGCAUUGCCAAGAGUCGAGAAGCUCAAAAGAAGUUUGGAGAUGCUACUGGUGGAGGUUCUGGCUUUGGAUUCUUUAGUUCUGGUCUCAACGACCCGCUCAUCAAGGUCAGAGAGAAGAAGGAAGAGGAAGACGACGAUCUAAUGCUUCCUCCACCUACAAGUACGAGUGCUGGUGUCGGCGAAAUGGACGAGGUCGACGAUCUCAUCCGUGCUGCAGAGGAACGUCAAGCACGAAUUGAAAAGGAAUUGUUGGAUUUGGUAUGGGAUGAUCUAUAG
This is a messenger RNA of Cylindrotheca closterium, 3732 nucleotides long. Lineage: Eukaryota; Bacillariophyta; Bacillariophyceae; Bacillariales; Bacillariaceae. The record is from the annotation of a GenBank genome assembly.